Molecule: messenger RNA, 2836 nt
Organism: Vitis riparia (riverbank grape)
Lineage: Eukaryota; Viridiplantae; Streptophyta; Magnoliopsida; Vitales; Vitaceae
Product: G-type lectin S-receptor-like serine/threonine-protein kinase At1g34300
Exons: 2
Coding region: 128-2638 (836 amino acids)
Biological process (GO): protein phosphorylation; recognition of pollen
Molecular function (GO): protein serine/threonine kinase activity; ATP binding
Source: RefSeq, a predicted model, not a curated record
UGAAAUUCUGGUUUCCUCUAUGGAUUUUUUUUCAAAGUCUUGAUUUGGUUCAAAGCUCCGAGUUUUUCUUCAAAAAAUCACUCUCUGAGUCCCCAGUUCCCCACCAGAACUGCUUGGAGGGAAGCAAAUGAAUCUUCCAUUUCUACCCCUUUGUGCCCUCCUCCUCCUCCUCUCCGCCUUCUCCUCUGCCGACAUUCGCCCCGGCGCCACCCUCCACGCUUCCCACCUCAACGACUCCUGGACCUCCCCCAACUCCACCUUCUCUCUGCGCUUCAUCGCCGCCACCCCCACCUCCUUCUCCGCCGCCAUCACCUGCGCCCACAUUCCCAUUUGGAGGGCCGGCGGCGCCUCACCCACCGUCGUCGACUCCGGAGGCUCCUUUCAGUUCCUCACUUCUGGCAACCUCCGCCUCGUCAACGGUUCCGGAACCAUCCUCUGGGAGUCCGGCACCGCCGGGCACGGCGUCUCCCAUGCAGUCCUCGACGACUCAGGUAACCUCGUCCUUCGAAACGGCACCAUUUCAGUGUGGUCCACCUUUGAAAACCCAACAGAUACUAUUGUUCCCUCUCAAAUUUUCACAAGCUUCAACACGUUGCGAGCUGGGUCAUUCUCAUUUAGCCUAACUAAAUCUGGGAAUCUCACUCUUAGAUGGAAUAAUAGUAUAGUGUAUUGGAACCAAGGCUUGAACUCUUCAGUCAGUAGCAAUUUGACUUCACCCAGUUUUGGAAUUCAAUCGCUUGGGAUUUUAACACUUUCUGAUCCCACAUUAUCCGCCUCUGUAGUUAUGGCUUACAGUAGUGAUUAUGCUGAAGGCAGUGAUAUGCUCAGAUUUGUGAGGUUAGAUAGUGAUGGAAACUUAAGAAUUUAUAGCUUCGAUAGGGGUAGUAGAAUAUCUACUGUGAGGUGGGCUGCUGUUAAGGAUCAGUGUGAGGUUUUCGGAUAUUGCGGAGAUCUGGGGAUUUGUAGUUAUCAUGAUUCCAGUCCGGUUUGCAGUUGCCCCUCUGAGAAUUUUGAGCAUGUUGAUCCCAAGGAUAGUACUAAGGGGUGCAAGAGGAAGGAAGAGAUUGAGAAUUGUGCUGGGGUUGUCACCAUGUUGGAGUUGCAGCAUGCCAAGUUCUUGACCUACCCUCCAGAGUCCCCCUCACAAGUUUUCUUUGUUGGCAUAUUGGCUUGUAGGUUGAAUUGUCUUAUGGGAGGGGCUUGUGUUGCUUCAACUUCACUGUCAGACGGCACGGGCUCGUGUUAUAUGAAAGUUCCCGGUUUUGUAAGUGGGUAUCAAUCACCUACAUUGCCUAGUACUUCAUAUAUUAAGGUUUGUGGACCUGUGUCUCCAAACCCAUCUGCAUCUUUGAAUGGUGGAGACGACACUUCUUGCAAAUUGCAUAUGUGGAUAGUCGCUGCUGUGGUUGUGGGUACCCUUUUGGGUUUGGUUUUAUUGCAGGUGGGUUUGUGGUGGUGGUGCUGCUGUAGAAACACCCCCAAGUUUUGGGGAUCAUCAGUUCCACAUGCCCUUCUCGAGUAUGCAUCUGGUGCUCCUGUGCGGUUCUCAUACAAGGACCUCCGCAAUUCGACUAAGGGAUUCAAGGAGAAGCUUGGAGCAGGAGGAUUUGGGGCUGUUUACAGAGGGGUUCUUGCUAACAGAACCAUUGUUGCAGUGAAACAACUUGAGGGCAUUGAACAGGGGGAGAAACAGUUCAGGAUGGAGGUUGCAACCAUAAGUAGUACCCACCAUUUGAAUUUGGUGAGGUUGAUCGGUUUCUGCUCUGAGGGACGUCACAGGCUUCUGGUGUACGAGUUCAUGAAAAAUGGAUCCCUCGAUAUCUUCCUCUUUCCAACAGGAGGGCAUUCAGGGAGAUUGUUAAAUUGGGAAAGCCGAUUUAGUAUAGCCCUUGGCACUGCGAGGGGAAUCACAUACCUUCAUGAGGAGUGUCGAGACUGCAUUGUCCAUUGUGAUAUAAAGCCUGAAAACAUUCUCUUGGAUGAGAAUUACAGUGCCAAAGUGUCAGAUUUUGGCCUUGCAAAGCUCAUAAACCUCAAGGACCAUAGGUACCGAACCUUGACGAGUGUGAGAGGAACUAGAGGAUAUUUGGCGCCAGAAUGGCUUGCAAAUCUUCCAAUAACUUCAAAAUCUGAUGUCUACGGCUAUGGUAUGGUGCUGUUGGAGAUGGUGAGUGGGAGAAGGAAUUUUGAAGUAUCAGCAGAAAGUAAUGGGAAAAAGUUUUCAGUGUGGGCAUAUGAAGAGUUUGAGAAGGGAAACAUGGAGGGGAUAGUGGACAAGAGGCUUGUUGACAGGGAGGUAAACAUGGAGCAAGCCAAGAGAGCAGUUGAGGUGAGCUUUUGGUGCAUCCAGGAGCAACCCUCUCAGAGGCCAACGAUGGGGAAAGUAGUCCAAAUGCUGGAAGGAAUUAUAGAGAUUGAGAAGCCACCAGCCCCAAAGGCCGGUACCCAAGAGUGUAUUGGAGAAAGUAGUGGAAAUGUGAGUAGUAAGGUAGUGGCUGUUCCUCACUCCUCAUCUUCAUUGCUGGAAAAAACAGGAUGUUCAUCAUUUGUUUCAGGGAGGACUGUGGAGAAAUCAUCAUCUCUUUCAGCAAGGAAUGUGGAGAUAGCCUCUGCAUGCCUUUUGCAGUCAGAAACUUAGCUCCAGACUUGGUAUUUGCCCACAAGAACAGAUUCCGUACUUAAGUUGUUGCUCAAAUACCCUAUAUAUUUUGUAAUUGUCUUAGAAAGUGUACCACAUCGUAAUUAUGAAGACAGGAACUGGUAUCAGAGACGAGCAGUUUGCCGUUUGUACAAAUUUGAAUUUCAGUUCAAAGGAGGAUUGAAACUUAAAACUUAA